This is a messenger RNA of Ambispora leptoticha, 201 nucleotides long. The record is from the annotation of a GenBank genome assembly. Lineage: Eukaryota; Fungi; Glomeromycota; Glomeromycetes; Archaeosporales; Ambisporaceae.
AUGGAUAUAGACCUUACACCUUCACAAGUCAAAAAAAUUAAAGAUAAUAUCCCUCAAUUUCCAGUUCUAUCUUUCAAAUUAACAUCAUCAAUCCCACCCUUUCCUCUUAACUACUCGCAACUUCCAACUACUUUUACUACCUCACAAGUAGAUACAUCUCAAAUUCAGCCCACUCAAACCAUGCUCAUACCUGCAUUAUCU